This is a messenger RNA of Epinephelus fuscoguttatus (brown-marbled grouper), 4294 nucleotides long. Its product is annotated as leucine-rich repeat transmembrane neuronal protein 4. NCBI's taxonomy places the organism in Eukaryota, Metazoa, Chordata, Actinopteri, Perciformes, Serranidae. Gene Ontology annotation, molecular function: protein binding. The record is from RefSeq and is a predicted model, not a curated record. Bases 774 to 2663 code for a protein of 629 amino acids. The transcript has 3 exons.
UCUGCCUGACAAAGUUGCCUCGACAUGCAGACGUGAUUAACAACAGCGUCAUGCUGCAUUUCAAACCGAGCAGCAUCGAGAGUGAGAGCAGGAUUUGGACACAAAGGUGGAUAUUUGGAUGUUUGAUUAUUACUCCGCGAGACUCGUUGACAGCGUUUCACAGAGACUUGUGGAUAACUGACCGGUACUUUUCUCAGUGCGCCAUGCGCGGAUCAGUCUGAGCAUCCUCGAGAAUAGAGACGCCGGGGGUUUUACUUGGGAGAGGAAUCUAAGGGCUGCUCGACUCCUUUGGAAAAUUACGUCCUCUUUUUUUGCAUCAUGCCACCGUAUUUGUGAAGUUUCGGGACAGGAUUUUCGCGGAUUCUCCAUGCGCAUGUGAGACUGACAUGAAUUACUUGGAUGUGGCUUCGUUAUUGUCUGCGCCUACUGCAGUACUCUUUUUGGCUGUAACUUGAAAAAAAAAUCUUUCGCUGUGAAGACAUGGAUAGGGAGUUCUGAACCCGGAUUUUUUUUCACCCUUUAAUCUGGAGUUGGAAGUAAAUGACAUUCGCCCCGGUUCAGCUGUACGGUUAUAGAUGCAGAACUAAACCGGAUAGCUCAUCCAGGUCCGGGAGAGUAAAGGGCAGGUGCGCUUUGCAGUCGGCGGCUGCGCGGAGAGACCGGGCUAGUGGAUUAGGACGGUACCUGUCUGUGGAGAGCGCGUCAUGCGGACUCGGAUGUCGCGCACCAGAAGCCAUUAAAACCUGUAGGCUGGAGCUGACAGAUACGCGGAUAUGGGCUCUGCUCUGCGGCGUCGCUGGCUAGUGGUCCAACUCCUGAUGCAGGUGUGGCUGGCGGCAAAUCCAUCUCUGAGUGAGCGCCCAUGCCCCAAGAGCUGUCGCUGUGAUGGAAAAAUUGUCUACUGUGAGUCAAGCGCCUUUCGCGAUGUCCCCAAGAACCUCUCAGGAGGCUGUGAAGGCCUGUCCUUACGGUACAACAGCCUCGCCAGUCUCCGUGCAGGCCAGUUCGUAGGCCUCAACCACCUCAUCUGGCUCUACUUGGACCACAAUUAUAUUGCCUCUGUGGAUGCAAUGGCUUUUCAGGGGGUCCGCAGACUUAAAGAGCUGAUCCUGAGUUCCAACAAGAUCACAUCGCUUCACAACACCACAUUCCACCCUGUCCCUAAUUUGCGUAAUCUGGACCUGUCAUACAACAAACUGCAAGCCUUGCAGCCUGGGCAGUUCCAGGGCCUACGAAAGCUUCUCAGCCUUCACAUACGCUCAAACUCUCUAAAAAUCAUCCCAGUGCGUCUGUUCCAAGAUUGCAGAAACCUUGAGUUCCUGGAUCUGGGUUACAACCGUCUGCGCAGUAUCACUCGAAAUGCAUUUUCAGGCCUAGUCAAGCUCACUGAGCUGCACCUGGAGCAUAACCAGUUCUCAAAGAUCAAUUUCUCUCACUUCCCUCGCCUCUACAAUCUGCGGGCACUUUACCUGCAGUGGAAUCGCAUUCGCUCAAUGAACCAGGGCCUGACCUGGACCUGGGCCUCCAUCCAGAAACUGGAUCUGUCUGGAAACGAUCUGACGGAAGUGGAUGCUGUGGUUUACCAAUGCCUACCGAACCUGCAGACCCUCAAUCUGGACUCCAACAAGCUGACCAACGUGUCCCAGGAGGUGGUUGAUGCCUGGAUCUCUUUGACUACGAUUAGCUUAGCUGGGAAUGUAUGGGACUGUGGCCCUGCCAUCUGUCCUCUGGUGGGCUGGCUGAGAAACUUCAGAGGGGCAAAGGAGACCACCAUGAUCUGCGCCUCCCCCAAGAAAGCCCAGGGAGAGAAAGUGAUGGAUGCUGUUGAAGCUUUUGGUGUUUGUCAAUCAAACCCAGCGACAACACUCACUGUGAGUAUCCCUCCAACCCCAUCCAGUGUCCCUGUGCAGACUGAACGCCGCCCAGCCAUUCUGGCUUUACCUACUGGUUCUGGAAAGAGAGGAGAGGGCUCUAUCCGAGGCCCCACAUCGUCAACUGUGACCCCACCUGUGGCACUUCCCCCAGAGCAAGACUUGGAGCCUGUGUCCUUCCAUAAGAUCGUGGCCGGAAGCGUUGCCCUUUUUCUAUCUGUUGCAAUGAUCCUGUUGGUAAUCUACGUGUCUUGGAAGCGCUAUCCGAGCAGUGUCAAGCAGCUGCAGGAGCAUUCGGCAGCAGCCCGCAAACGCCGCAAGAAAGCUAGAGAGACGGAGCGCACCCUGAGCUCUCCGCUGCAGGAGUACUAUGUGGACUACAAGCCCACCAAUUCUGAGGCCAUGGAUGUGCUUGUGAAUGGGACCGGACCCUGCACCUAUACCAUCUCAGGCUCCCGAGAAUGCGAGGUGCCCCAUCAGUUGGGUGCGCUGACCUUCUACCGCUACGAACAGCCUAUCGUAGACUACUGCCAGGCCCAUCAACCCCUGCGGCUCAACAUGGGCUACGAGGGACCCCCACAGGGCCUGGAGGGCCUGGAGGACCUGGGGCCGUGUGAUAGGGGCACUAUACAGACAGUGGCGCUGCCUGCCGUGCCCUCUGCCGCCAGCAUAGGUGCCCCUGUGCCAGGGCCUCGAUCUCCUCCGCCACCCCUCAGACCACCGACUGAAGGUCCCAGCGGCAAUCCUUUUCCUACCGCCGAACGCACCGGCACGCUCAAAUUUGGACGCUAGCGAGCCAAGUCUGGUUGCUAGAAGUGGGGCAAGGGCCUCUGAUUCACCAUGACUUUGUAAUGAAGGGGCAGGCGAGCUGGUUAUUCAGUGGGGCCUUGUUUUCAGAACAUGAGUAUGUGAACUAGAGGACAAAUUUUUCUAAUUCUGCCUGGAGGGAUUUGGCAUCUGAAACACACAGUCUCACUAAUAUACAGUAGAGGGUGAGACAUCCUUGCAGAUCAUUUUGAUUAUGAUUUUCGUUUUAUCCAAAGCACCUCAUAUUAAAGCUGAAUCAUGGAAGGUAAUCCAGCACAUAACUAAAAAUAUUACAUGUUUCCAGAUCUGGUCUUUGCCAUAUCCCAUCACAGGGGGAUCUGACCACAGCAGUCCACACGCACUAAGUCAGGAGUGAAAGGGAAAGUGCAAUAAACAUAAGUUCUGGAUCACAAAAAGAGAGAGCAGUAGUAUAAAAAAAAAUAGUGUAGUAUAGAUGGAGCUGGACAUCAUGUGAAGAGCAAGGGGCUUCAUACUGUGACUAUUAUUAAAAUAUCUAGUCAGUAGUUGUUAACAAAGGCAAAUCCAUAUCAUUAUUUCAUAAAGAUGAGUCAUUCUCUCAAGACAGCCUCAUAGAAUUCUUUUUUCUCUUACUUUCUUUUGUUUCUUUAGAGUGGUACUUCAUGCUGAAUUCCAUUAAUGUGCAUGUCAAACCAAAGAGUUUUACUUGUAUUUCUUUUCCUUUUUUCUUUUAUGCACAUAAGCUACUUUAGCUGAGGGCAUUUUUUAAAAUGCCAGUUGGUCUACUAAACUAGCAUCUGCCAACUCAGAUUCACAAUUCCAACCAAAUCCCCUGGUGGUUUCAGAUGAACUCAGCUUGUCUGUACAGAUUAGCAAAGUACAUGGUACAUACAAGUGAAGUAGUGAAACUGCAAAUUUUUAGAUAUUUAUCACAGUAACAGUUACCUGGUCCUCCGAACAUCAGUUUAAUUGUCAUUCAUGUUCUUGGUGAUGCUACGAACAGCAAACAACCACACAAACACUUUAGAGGAGAUGCUAUGGCAUGAUCCAUAAGUUCCUUGAACAUACAGAGGCCCUUCUCACAGCAGAAUGGCAGGUCUUUGUAUAUGAUUAUAUCCCAGCUGAAUGAUUCACUAUGCUUUAAAGAGGUAAUCAUGGGGAAUUUAUGUGGUAAAAAUAAGUACAUUUGAAUGCAAAGUAUUGUACAUAUUCUUACGGAAAGGUCCACUUUACUGAAGGUCAAACCACUCUCACUGCCCCAAACAGUCAUUUGAAACAUUGUUGAGUCAAUGUUUGACUUUGAUCACACUGGACAAUUUGGAGAGCGCCAUCUUGCUGGGCUGGCAAAGCUCCGGCCAUGUGCUCUCCCUUCUCCCCUCAACCACAGAGAACAACAGUGCCUAGUGGGGGCAUGUUGAACCAGCACGUUGACUUCUCUUUGACCUGCGUAUGAACCCAUGGACUGUACUGGGAAUAUUGCCUGACAUCUCCGUUUUUUCUUUCCAGAAAGCGUGCCUGCAGUGCUGGACUUUAUUGCACUUGGUAACCCUUUGGCCACCGUGUCGAGCACUGCUCGUCAUUGACUUGUGGAGCUGAUGAGGACUUCAGAUACGGCCGUGAUGGCCUGUCAGAUAUCA